Molecule: messenger RNA, 475 nt
Organism: Humulus lupulus (European hop)
Lineage: Eukaryota; Viridiplantae; Streptophyta; Magnoliopsida; Rosales; Cannabaceae
Exons: 1
Coding region: 237-386 (49 amino acids)
Source: RefSeq, a predicted model, not a curated record
AAGCUAUAAUUGGGCCACAUGCAAUCACUCGUAAAUAUUGGGUGGAGGUGGAAAGCCACGUGUAAUCAUCAUCCCUAAUCCUAAGCACACUGCCCGGUAAAGAAAAACCCCAUUAUCCAAAAUCCCAAUUUGACACCUCUCACCUUUCUUACAAUCAAAAUCUACCUUUGAUCUGUUGAAGAAUUCUAAGGUUGGAUUGGAUCUGCAACAAUAAUCAGAAUCAGAAGGAAAAGAAAAUGGUUUGGAUGAUGGGACUGAGUGUGCAGGGUGUGAUGGAUAUGAUGUUAGCUGGGUUUUCCCUCGUACUUGGUUUGGGUAUUUUCGCUUUCAUUGCUUUCAUUCUGUGUUCUGCGGCUUUUCUCCAAAACGCCAAGGACGUUUCUUAAGUCAACACUACUUUCUAUUCACAUGUAUUUUUGCUCUUUUCAUGUACCUCGGAUCGGAGUCGGUUUUUUUUUUUAUUAUUGGGAUCUAA